AUGGCUGGCGCCCCCGCCGUCCAGUCCCUCCAGGAGCUCGCCAACCCCCCGACAGACGCCGAGACGCUCGAACUUUUCAACCCCUCCACCGAAGAAGUCGCAGACAUCGAAAAGACGAUAUUCGAGCACCCGCUCACCAAGAGCCUUCUCGCCGACCCCAAAUUCAUCGCCGCGCGCCCCCACCUCAAGAUCCCCGAGCAACUUCGGGCCCAGAAUCUCACCGGAGGAACUCUCCUCGGUCCCGACAAGAUUGCCUCUCCUCCCUUACAAUUCUCCACAGCAGAUGGCUCUCAGUUCGUCGCGAUACAGUACCUCGGCAGCGCGCUAUGCGGUCACCCAGGCAUCGUACACGGCGGUCUCCUAGCCACACUUCUCGACGAAGGUCUCGCACGCUGCUGUUUCCCUGCGCUCCCCAACAAAGUCGGUGUCACGGCUAGUCUGACGAUAAACUACAAGGCGCCCUGCAUGGCGGGCCAGAUUGUGGUUCUACAUGCCGAAACGACGAAGGUUGAGGGAAGGAAGGCGUGGGUUAAGGGUCGGCUCGAGACGCUGCCCAAGGCGGAGGAGUGGGGUCAUGGGAAGAAAGAGGGGGUUGUACUUACGGAGGCUGAGGCGCUAUUUAUUGAGCCGAGACAGGCAGCGCAGUUGAAGAGGGUGGUGAAUUAG
Messenger RNA from Bipolaris oryzae ATCC 44560, 666 nucleotides. RefSeq lists its product as uncharacterized. The record is from RefSeq and is a predicted model, not a curated record. Lineage: Eukaryota; Fungi; Ascomycota; Dothideomycetes; Pleosporales; Pleosporaceae. The transcript has a single exon. Bases 1 to 666 code for a protein of 221 amino acids.